AUGUCUGAGUCGAGUACAAUUAAGCACCCAGGUAAUACUGUGAGAUCAAGAAAUAUUAUAACCGUAUUCAAUAGUAUAUUAAGAAACCUUUUCAGCUCUCCUCCUGAUUCAGAUAAAGAGUACAAAUCUGCAACAAAUGAAAUAUUUUACCUUUUAAAUAGAGCUAUAUUACUUUCGAUUUUCUUUUUCCUUGCAGUUUAUAAAAAUAUUCAGUACCUUUUCCGUCGAAUGGGUCUGAGAAUACUGACGUUGGCAUACUAUCCUUCGAAAACACCUCAGUUGAUUAGAGAAGACGUCAGCAAAUUAUCCAAAAUACCGAAAAGAGUGUCGUGUAUCUUAGACCUUAGAGAUGAUGAGGAUGAAAAUGGAGGCGUAGAUGGGUUAAUAAGUGAUAUCAGCGAGUUGACUGCAUGGUCCAUAUCUGCAGGCAUACCUAACUUGACUAUAUAUGAAUUCAAUGGGACUGUAACGGAUUACUUACCAACGUUACGUCGCUACAUUAAAAAGAAUUUGUCAAUAUACUUUGGUACUGACGCUAUCCCCAUAUUCUCAAUUUGGGUUCCUCAUGAAAAUAUAAUAAUAUAUAGCACAGACGAAAGUCAAACGGUCCACCCUUCAUCUCCACCUCCGCAUCAAGUCGAUUUGAAGAUCACCAUAUUAUCUAGGGUAGACGGUAAACCAACUAUCGUAGAGCUAACCAAAACCAUGAGUGAAUUGGCAUUGAACUUGGAGUUGAGUGUCAAGGAUAUUACCACUGAAUUGAUAGAUGAAGAAUUGGUUACAUUAGUUGGCCAUGAACCUGACUUAUUGUUGAGUUUUGGUCCCUCUUUAGAUCUUCAAGAUUAUCCACCUUGGCAUAUUAGACUUUCGGAGAUCUACUGGGAACCGGAUAACAUGUACGUUGAUUAUGCAGUAUUUUUGAGAGCAUUGCAAAAGUAUUCGAACUGUAAGAUCAAAUUGGGGAAAUAA
Dujonia railenensis is the source of this 969-nucleotide messenger RNA. The record is from the annotation of a GenBank genome assembly. NCBI's taxonomy places the organism in Eukaryota, Fungi, Ascomycota, Pichiomycetes, Serinales, Debaryomycetaceae.